UUCUCGGCUCGGCCCCUCAGGAAGAGAAGAGCCGCUCGGAUCCUCCGCUGGCCCGACCGAAAAAAAGUGCGGAGCGGAGCCUUGGAUAGUUUUUUAUUACGCCGGGGAGACGCGAUGCGGUGUUGAAUCAUUUGGCAUGGUUGCCAGAAAUUAAUAAUCAAGAAAAGAUGACAAACAAAAGGAUAUUGAUCACCAAUUGAAGAAAAACUAUACCAGAUAUGACUUCUAUAAAGGAGCAAGCAGCAAUCAGUAGAUUAAUAACUUUCCUACAAGAAUGGGAUAGUGCUGGCAAAGUUACUCGAAAACGUAUUCUUGAAAAUUUCAUUCUUGCUAACCAAGGCAAGACUGGUCCAGAACUUGAGAUAGAAUUCUCUCAAGGAGCCAGUUUGUUUCUGGCACGAAUAACUGCCUGGCUCCGGUUAACCUAUAUGUACGGAACAUGCCUGGAAAAACAGUUAAAAUCAAUUGGCAUCUUUCUUUCAGCUGCAAGCGGCCAGCGGUAUAUUCUUGAAUUCCUGGAAAUUGGUGGUAUCCUCACAUUAUUGGAAAUACUUGGGUUGAAACAAGUGAAAGAGGAAGACAAAAUGGAAUCUGUAAAACUUCUUCAGUUAGUGGCAAAAUCUGGCAGGAAAUUCAAAGAGCUUAUCUGUGAAAGCUAUGGCGUGCGAUCAAUUGCUGAAUUUUUUGCCAUUUCCAAGUCAGAAGCGACACAAGAACAAGUGCAGAUUCUUCUGGAAACAUUAGGACACGGCAACCCCAAAUAUCAAAAUCAGGUGUACAAAGGGCUGAUUGCUCUUUUAAAGAGCACUUCUCCCAAAGCUCAGCAACUGUCACUUCAAACACUCAGGACGAUACAGUCAAUUGUGGGAAAAGCCCAUGUGAGCAUUGUUGAUUCUGUGCUGAGUGUGCUUCGCUCUCUGAAUUUCGAGGUACAGUAUGAAGCUAUCCAACUGAUCAAGGACCUUAUGGCCUAUGAUGUGCGACCAGCUCUGCUAAAAGGCUUGGUUACAUUACUAAAGCCAUCAAGGCAGGAGACAGCCAAGAUGCAAGCAAGAAUCCUGGAAGAAGCAGGCUCUUUGCACCUGAUAGAAUCCUUGCCAGCAUAUGUUCAGCAAGCUGCAGCAGCCAAAACCAUUGGGAUUCUGGCCCAGGAGUCUAGAGAAGUGGCUGAGGAACUGAUUGUCUUGAAUGUGGUACAUGGUCUUAUGUGUGCCAUGGGCAAUAAGGACCACACCAACAGUCAAAGACAAGCUAGCAUCACAUUAGAGUAUUUUGUACAGAUGUUUAUAGUGAUUGAGAACUACAUUAGGAGGGCCAUGGGAGAAAAAUUGUUCGAGCUAUUCAUGCAAGAUGCUGCAAAUUUGUACUUGAAUAUGGAUGCUGUACAGGCUGAUAUACUGGCUACCAAUAUAGUCAAUAUUCCAGCAGAUUGUUUGGCUAAAGGAAAAACUUCGUUAACAGAGACAGAAUCAAGCCCUGAAGAAGAAUGGCACUCUGAAGACAGUGAAGUACUUUCUGAGCCAUUUGCUUAAUUUCAUUCAAGUAUUAGGUUUAUUGUUGAUUUUAAUCUUCUCUCCAUUUUUCUGCACUCUUUGCACAAAAUACCUUUUUCAAAAUCUUUUCAUGCAUCCCUGUGAAGAAAGCAUGAAGGGCUAUAUAACUGCAGUGCAAACUGUGUGGCAUUUGCGACAUUGGGACAGGUGAUUUCUGUUUUCAUUGACUAGAUAAUUACUUGACUAGUUUUCUCAUCUGCUGUGAUACACAGAUUGUACCAAACUACAGUUCCCAUAAUCUUGCAACAAGUAGCAACGGUUCAAUACCACCGAAGGAAAUAAAGCUCAGGAAACUUUAAGGAACAAAAAUGGCUUUUACCAUUGGAUAAUUUUUGGCCAGUUUCAUAUCAUUAUGAAUAAUAUAUUAAUGUGGAACAGCUCCUUAUACAACUAACCUACACUCUAAAAGAGGAAAUGGAAUAUCUAUCUUAAUUAAAAUUGCAUUGAGUUGUUGAA
Messenger RNA from Pantherophis guttatus, 2009 nucleotides. The record is from RefSeq and is a predicted model, not a curated record. NCBI's taxonomy places the organism in Eukaryota, Metazoa, Chordata, Lepidosauria, Squamata, Colubridae.